Messenger RNA from Salvelinus sp. IW2-2015, 568 nucleotides. Its product is annotated as chemokine-like protein TAFA-2. Gene Ontology annotation, molecular function: receptor ligand activity. NCBI's taxonomy places the organism in Eukaryota, Metazoa, Chordata, Actinopteri, Salmoniformes, Salmonidae. The record is from RefSeq and is a predicted model, not a curated record.
AUGGCGUGGUCAGUACACUGGGGCCUCCUCCUGCUCUGCAUAGUGAUCCUCUACUGCCAACCAGUGUCCACCGGCAACCACAGCUCCAGGGGGCAGUCAGGUUUGUCACAGGUAAAGACAGGUACCUGUGAAGUAGUGGCUGCCCAUCGCUGCUGCAAUAAGAACAAGAUUGAGGAGCGCUCUCAAACAGUCAAGUGUUCCUGCUUCCCUGGUCAGGUCGCCGGGACAACAAGGGCAAUGCCCUCUUGUGUUGAAGCAUCCAUCGUGCGUCAGAAGUGGUGGUGUCAGAUGCAGCCCUGUCUGGAGGGAGAGGAGUGUAAAGUACUGCCUGAUCUCACUGGCUGGUCCUGCAGCUCUGGAAACAAAGUCAAGACCACCAAGGUGGCGCGGUAGCAGAAAAAAACAUCUCAGCCAAUCGACUGAGACCCUGAACGUGCCACGGCCUGGCCAGUUGUCAAUCACACACAUUUUUUGCUUUGAAAAAAGUGAAGAUCUGCUUCAGUCCCCAGAAAAUAAUGAGGAAUACAAUAGCAAAUGAGCAGCCCUAUCAAAUGAGUAGAGUGACUGA